AUGUCGACCGACUUGCCCCCCGAGAUCCCUUUCCCUUUGGACAAGCAGAUGCUCCCUGUCCCCGGGACCAAGCAGCCUGGAUUCUCCCACAUCUACAAGAGCGCCGCUCAGCCAGAAUUCAAGACCGAAAGCACCCUCUACGACGGGCUCCUCCGCGCCAAGAACGAAAACCUCAAGAACGAUUUGGCCGGUUGGAGACCUUGGAAUCCCGUCACCAAGGACUUUGAAAAGUUCUACGAGUGGUACACCUACGAAGAGGUCGAGGAGGAGCGAACCGCUAUCGGCUCGGGUCUCGGCUACCUCGCCAAGCAGGGUCGUCUCGGCGACGACGUUGGCGCCUCCGGAUGGACCGCCGGUCUCUGGACGCUCAACCGGCCUGAAUUCAUGAUUGUCGAUCUCGCCAACUUGGCCUACAGCCGUCGCACCAUCUCGCUCUACGAGACCUACGAUGCCGCCUCGGCCCAGUACAUUCUCAACCACGGAGAGACACGCAUCCUGUUCACCACCCCCAACCACGUCGGCGUCGUGCUCGCUGCCGCCCAAGAUGGCAAGCUUCCUCUGCUCAAAGCCAUCGUCAUGCUCGAUCCUUUCCGCCCCAGCAAGGAGAGCGUCAAGGCUGGCAUUGUCGAUCCCCAGCGCGACCUACUCGCCAAAGAGUGGGCAAAGACUUGCGGCAUCGAGGUCUUCAACUGGUUCGAGAUCCUCGACUUCGGUCGCAAGAAUUUGGCAGCUCACAUCCCGCCCAAGCUCGACACCAUCCACAGCUUUUGCUACACCUCAGGUACGACAGGAAACCCCAAGGCGGCCAUCAUCACCGCAGGUAUGGGUGGUUACGUCACCACCACCAUGGCAUUCAUCCGACGAGACGCUGUCACCCUCAUUUCGUAUCUCCCCACUGCCCACAUCUACGCGCGUCUCUGCGACAUUGCCGUCAUGCGCGCAGGCGGCCGCGUCGGCUACUUUUGCGGAGAUACGACCAGGCUUAUGGAGGAUAUGGCCAUCCUGAAGCCCCAGAUGUUCCCCUCGGUGCCGCGCGUGCUCAACCGCGUCGCCGCUUUGGUGCAAGCGCAAGCGUCGGCCCCCGGUCUCAAGGGUGCUCUCCUCCGCAAGGCGCUUGCCACCAAGAUUGCCAACCACGACCGCGACGGUACGCUGACCCACGCCGUCUACGACCGACUCAUCUUCAGCAAGGUCAAGGCGGUGCUCGGUGGCAACGUGGAGUAUGUCGUCUCGGGUUCGGCUCCUAUCCGUGGCGAGGUGCUCAAGCUACUUCGAGUUGUGCUUUCGUGCGAUGUGCGCGAGGGAUACGGCCAGACCGAGAACUACGGCUUCUGCACCAUCAUGUCUUCCAACGACAACAACCUCGGAUCCGUGGGUACCAUCUACCCGGGUAUGGAGCUCAAGCUUCGCGAUGUGCCUGAUUUGGGGUACACCUCCGACGACAAGCCGUUUCCCCGUGGUGAGGUGCUCGUCAAGUCGCAGAGCAACUUUGCCGGCUACUACAAGGACGAGGCCAAGACCAAGGAGACGCUCACCGAGGAUGGCUUCUUGCGCACCGGCGAUAUUGCUGCUAUCGACGAGUUCAACCGCGUCAAGAUUGUCGACCGUGUCAAGUCGCUGCUCAAGCUGUCUCAGGGCGAGUAUGUUGCCAUUGACAACUUGUCCGAAUUUUACGGUCAGAACCCGCUCGCCGCUCAGUUGCUCGUGCACGGUGACUCGUUGCGCGAUUAUUUGAUUGGCAUCUCGGUGCCCGAGCCCACGACGUUCGCGCCGCUCGUGAGCAAGAUCCUGGGCAAACAGGUGAGCGCCGAGGACACGGCGGCGCUCAGCGAGGCGUGCAAGGACGAAAAAGUGAUCGCCGCCUACUUGGACCAGUACACCAAGAUCGCCCGCAAAAACAAGCUCAAGGGCUACGAGUACAUUAAGGGUCUUUUCCUCACUAUGGAGCCGUUCUCGGUCGAGAAUGGCCUGUUGACCCCGACGUUCAAGGUCAAGCGUCACGAGGCGGUCAAGCACUUUGCCGACCAGAUCGAGGCGGUGUAUGCCAAAGGUCCGAUCAAUGUUACCAGCGGUCGUCCCAAAUUGUAG
Sporisorium graminicola is the source of this 2088-nucleotide messenger RNA. RefSeq lists its product as uncharacterized. Gene Ontology annotation, biological process: long-chain fatty acid metabolic process. The coding region runs from base 1 to 2088 and encodes 695 amino acids. Gene Ontology annotation, molecular function: long-chain fatty acid-CoA ligase activity. The transcript has a single exon. Gene Ontology annotation, cellular component: membrane; endoplasmic reticulum. NCBI's taxonomy places the organism in Eukaryota, Fungi, Basidiomycota, Ustilaginomycetes, Ustilaginales, Ustilaginaceae. The record is from RefSeq and is a predicted model, not a curated record.